AUGGAAGAAGGCACAAGCAGCGAAGAGCUCAGCGCCCCUGUCCCCUCGAAGACUCCCAAGGUGACGUACCAGAACAGGCGCAAGGCUGCUCAGCCAACCGCGACUGAGGAGAUGGUCCAUGCGGGCACGAAGCGUAAGGACCGCAAGAGCAUGGAAGAGGAGGUACCCAAGCCGGUGGCAAAGAGAUCGGCUCAGCCGGAGGAAGCGUCCACCACGGAGGCUCCUAUGAACAUCGACAAUACUCUCACCGCACCAUCUCCUCCGCCUCCCACUUCCCCUUCGUUGAAUUCCCUCGAGCUCGGCCACAACGUCAACCUGUCUGAGACCCCGGACCUCUCGCAGCGGGACUCCAUUCAGCCACCUUCCGAACUCAGUUCACUGGCGGAUGAAGACUCCAUCAAAGAAUUCAACGAGCCGCCGGUGCCGGCGCCUGAGCCUCCCCGACGCGUCACUCGAGGGAGUACGCGGAGAACCUCAGCCGAAGUCGUGAAGCAGGCUCGCAAAAACGAGCAGCCCACAACCUUCGACCAAUUGCCUAAGGAUAAGAAAAGGGGCAAGCUGCAUAAAGGCGGGAAGUGA
Sparassis crispa is the source of this 579-nucleotide messenger RNA. RefSeq lists its product as hypothetical. Bases 1 to 579 code for a protein of 192 amino acids. Lineage: Eukaryota; Fungi; Basidiomycota; Agaricomycetes; Polyporales; Sparassidaceae. The record is from RefSeq and is a predicted model, not a curated record. The transcript has 3 exons.